AUGGCAGGACCUGGCGGUGGCCCCUCAAGGCGUAGCCACACCAAAAGCCGGAAGGGUUGCAAGACUUGCAAGAAGAGACACAUUCGCUGCGACGAGACGUUCCCACAAUGUCGAAACUGUACAAAGCAUCAGGUUCGCUGCGAUUACAUGGACAGUCCCAAUGCACUGGUCCCAGAAUCGCCCAAAUCCCCUCAGCAACCUAAUCUUCUCUGGACGGCGGAAAUCAAUGCAACCGUCGAGCUCUGGCAGCAAACGGGAGAAUUCCCAUUCCCCGAGCUUAGAGUGUAUCCGGAACCUCACUGGCGCGCAUAUCCUAAGACUGACCUCCGCCUGAUACACCACCUUUCGUCCAUUACCAACGAGAUGUUCAGAAACAGGACCUCGAGCCUCACUGUCUGGACCGACUUGAUGCCAAAAUUCCUGAGCGUCGCUGCGUCUCAUCCCUUCGUGAUGCACUCGAUACUCGCCUUUUCUGCAUCACAUUUGGCAUGGAUCUCUCAGUCCAGCGAAACGCGUAAUCUAGCGUUCCACCAUGCAGGAAUUGCCCUCAAGGGCCUGCACGAUGGCAUAGCUACUUUCACAAGAAUCAACUCAGACGCCGUGCUUGCAUCUUCUCUUUUGCUCGCCUGGCAAGCAACAGACUGGCGUGGAUGGGCGUCACUUGUCCAAGGCACCAAAACAGUCAUCCAGGCAAUGCAACCAUGGCGACACGAGUCACUGUUUGCCGAGUUCAUCGCAGAACAUAGUCCUAUGCCUAGCAGAAAUUUCAUGAUCCCGAUCAGCUCACCAGUAACGCAAGAUGCCCGCCGUGAGCACAUGGAAACUCUCUCAGAUCUCCAAAGCGCCCUCCAGCGACUCCAGCCAUACUUGAAUCGACAAGACCAAGAGAGCAAGUGGGUCGACCAGCUACGGAGUUACAUUGAUCGUCUGAGGACAUCAAGCCCGCCACAGACGGCCGAGGAACAGUUUGGUCAGUUGUAUGCGUUGCGCAAAUGGUUAUUCUGGGUCCCCAUCUCCUUGCUGGCCGCAAAGCGUGGUGAUCCCACCGUGUUGGUUGUUCUUGCUCACUUCUACUCGGCGGCCCUUGCCCUCGAACCCAUGUUUAAAGAUAUCGGUUCCGUAUUUUGCGCCAACUUAUCGCUCCGUCCUUUAGAAGACAUCAUCCACAUCGUACAAGGCUAUCAAGAUCCACGGUACGACCAGCGGACACAGGGGGUGUCGUACCUCAUCCAGUUCCCCAGCAAUAUCGCAUCUUCAUAUAAGACCAGACGGGAUUGGGUUCGUCAGCAGACAAACGAUAGCUCGCCAGUGCAGCAGUCACCAUACGGCCUUGAAACGUUGAAUCUAGAUCUUGAAAACCAGAUCGCAGCGUACAGCUACGGGCAGUCGCAGAGUUUGAGUCCAGCAUUUGCGCCGUCGCCGUUAACCUCGUUGCCGCAUGGCAUUCCAUCUGGACAGACGUCGCCAUACCUUGAGGUUCCGCGCACGGUAGUAGAAGCGUUCGGGUCGACUAGCUACGCAUCGCCGCUGGGGUCUCCUGCAACUGUGCCCCCGCCGUAUUCGGUUCACGACGAUCAUGUAUUCAAUUUUGGUAUGCCAAUGGGAUACCACCCCAGCGGGUUCGUGGCCACUCCUACACCCAUCUGGACGUAA
Molecule: messenger RNA, 1653 nt
Organism: Aaosphaeria arxii CBS 175.79
Lineage: Eukaryota; Fungi; Ascomycota; Dothideomycetes; Pleosporales
Exons: 5
Coding region: 1-1653 (550 amino acids)
Biological process (GO): regulation of transcription by RNA polymerase II
Molecular function (GO): DNA-binding transcription factor activity, RNA polymerase II-specific; zinc ion binding
Source: RefSeq, a predicted model, not a curated record